AUGGACCUUCCUUUACUGGCAGUAACGGCAGAUCAGGUGGCAGCGGCUGCUACUUCAUUCUUGGGUGUGAUUUUAAGCUGGAAUGGAAAGGACAGUAUGUCUAAUAACUCCUCAUACCCCCUUGGCAGGGAAAGACCUACCAAUUACUUGGACAAGUCAAUGAAGUGUAGAUUCAAUACAUUACGAAUGCUUGAGUUUGCCAAACAAGUCAUUGAAGUGUAG
Molecule: messenger RNA, 222 nt
Organism: Prunus armeniaca (apricot)
Lineage: Eukaryota; Viridiplantae; Streptophyta; Magnoliopsida; Rosales; Rosaceae
Source: the annotation of a GenBank genome assembly